Messenger RNA from Maniola jurtina (meadow brown), 4383 nucleotides. RefSeq lists its product as uncharacterized. Lineage: Eukaryota; Metazoa; Arthropoda; Insecta; Lepidoptera; Nymphalidae. The record is from RefSeq and is a predicted model, not a curated record. Gene Ontology annotation, biological process: DNA integration. The coding region runs from base 204 to 4232 and encodes 1342 amino acids. The transcript is spliced from 2 exons. Gene Ontology annotation, molecular function: nucleic acid binding; zinc ion binding.
UUCAAACUACGGAAUUGUUGUAUAUGUGGAUAUGUAGCGAAUAUAGGUGCGGGCUGCGUCCCGCGUACUCGCCUAUUGUUUGCAUUGUACCUACAUUAAAACAGUGUGCAACUAGCCGGCUUGAGUUACUGACGUGUACAGCACGCCCUCCCACCACCCGAAAUACUUAACAGUGGCGACGAGGGGAUUCGAGAUUGGUGGAAAUGUCUACGGGAGCGACUUAUGGGGUCCUAUCGACUUUUGACCAUCUUUCACAAGAAUGGGACAGCUACAAGUCGCGGUUGGAUCAAUGGUUCAUUGCGAAUGACAUCAACUCGACAACCGACAAGGGAACAAUUAAGAGGAGGGCCAUAUUGCUGACGUCACUGAGCGAGUCAUCAUUCAAGCUAGCGAGUGACCUGGCGUUACCCAAGAAGGUGGAAGAAUUAGGAUAUGAAGAGUUAGUGAAACUACUCGACGAUCACUUCACACCAAAAAGGCUCGGGUUUGCGGAAAAGUCGACAUUUUACGCCGCAACACAGCGACCUGGAGAAAGUCACACUCAAUGGGCAGCCAGGAUAAGAGGAUUAGCAGCUCACUGUGAAUUCAAGAACUUGGAGGAAGCCUUGCUGGAUAAAUUUAUUAUGGGCAUGGUAGCAGGACGCGAGCGGGACAAGUUGUUUGCGCAAAACCAGCGGGAGCUGACCCUCGCUAAGGCCAUCGAUCUGGCCGAGAGCGUGCGGUGUGCGCGGCAGGCCUCGUCGCAGGCGGCGCCGGGCGCGAGCAGCGUCGGCGCAGCGAGUCCAGACACCGUGUUUAAUGUCACCAACAAGGAAAAGUGCAGUGUGUGCGGGUUCACCAACCAUAAGUCUAAUCAGUGUCGAUUCAAAACCUACAAAUGUAAAAAGUGUAAUAAUAAGGGUCAUUUACGUAAGAUGUGCCCUAACGCGGGGAAAGUGAAAUACGUGGAUGAAGGUACCGUACACGACGGAGACGACGGUGAGUCUUUUUAUAAUAUACGAUGCGUAAAAGGAAAACCGAUGACAGAGCGCGUCAUGAUCAGUGGUCUAGCUUUGGAAUUUGAAAUCGAUAGUGGUUCCGCGGUAAGCGUAAUUUCAGAAAAUACCUACAAGUCUCAUUUUAAACAACUUCCAUUGACAGUCACCACCAAAAAGUUAUUUAGUUAUACGGGUGAAAAUAUUAAAACAAUCGGAGUUGUAUUAUUGCCUGUAUCAUAUAAUGGUCGUACGCAAGUAUUGAAUGUUUAUGUAGUGUGCGCAAGCGGCCCGCCAUUGCUAGGCCGGGAUUUCAUUCGCGAGUUUGACCUUGAACUAGCACCCGCAAGAGGCGCGGCCGUGCAUGCGUUAUGCACGGAGGUGCAGGCCGGUCGCGAGUCUAAUAUUGUCAAACAACUCACUAAUCAGUUUCCUAAUGUCUUCUCUGACAAUCUUGGGGCGUUUAACAAGUAUAAAAUAAGCUUACACCUAAAACCGGAUGCUAAGCCGAUUUUUAUUAAAGCGAGAUCAGUACCUUACGCGCUAAAAGAUAAAAUAGACAAGGAACUGGAUCGGUUAUUAUCUUUAGGCAUUUUGAAACCUGUCGAACACUCCGAGUAUGCAUCGCCGGUGGUACCUGUUUUAAAGAAGAACGGCAGCAUUCGAUUAUGUGCCGACUAUUCAGUUACAAUAAAUAAACAGUUGGUUAUAGACCAAUAUCCGUUGCCGACAGUCAAUGACUUGUUAGCAAAAUUACAUGGAGGCGUACAAUUUAGUAAAAUAGAUUUAUCUAUGGCAUACAAUCAAUUUAUUUUAAAUGAAGAUUCGCAAAGUCUAACAUGCAUCAACACUCAUCGCGGACUCUUCAAUUUUACCCGUUUAGUUUUUGGGUUGUCGAGCGCGCCGGCCGUUUUCCAGCGGGCGAUGGAAUGCUUGCUCUCGGGUAUAGAUGGAAUCAUAUUUCUAUUGGACGACAUUCUCAUCACGGGAGCGAAUAAAGACCAGCAUAAACAUAGGCUGUAUACGGUAUUACAACGCUUAGAUGACGCGGGCUUAACGGUACAGAUGAGUAAAUGCGAAUUCUUUAAAGAUGAGAUUUCAUACUUAGGCCACGUCAUAGACAGAUACGGAAUUAGGAAGUCGCUCGAUAAGGUAAAGGCUAUAUUACAAGCUCCUAAGCCUACAAACGUGUCACAACUACAGUCAUUUCUGGGUCUCACUAAUUAUUACAGGAACUUUGUACCCGACGCGUCAUCCGUAUUAAGUCCAUUAUAUAAUCUGUUAAAUAAAAAUACCAAGUGGGAGUGGACUGGCAUGCAUGAUGACGCUUUUACUCGAAUAAAAAAUAUUUUAGCGUCCGAUAAGACACUAGCACAUUUUAACCCUAGAGCCAAGCUAAUAUUGACUGUAGAUGCGUCACCGACCGGGUUAGGGGCCGUGCUGUCACAAGUCGGCAGUGACGGGUUAGAAAGACCGAUAUCGUACGCUUCUCGUACGUUGAACUCGGCGGAAAAAAAUUACGCUCAAAUUCAAAAAGAAGCUACGGCUAUCAUUUUCGGCGUAAGGCGGUUCCAUCAGUACUUGUAUGGUCGGUCCGAGCCCUUUACACUACGAACGGAUCAUAAACCUUUGCUAGCAAUAUUCGGGCCACACAAAGGCGUCCCUGAAGUGUCCGCAAACCGCCUGCAGAGGUACGCCAUAUUCUUAACUGCGUACAAUUAUACUAUAGAAUAUAUAGAUAGCAAGCGGAACAGCGCGGAUUAUUUGUCUAGGACAGGCGGGGAGGGGGGGCUCGCGGAAACUCACGAAGAACUCGCGGAGUGCGAAGAUCGCGCAACCUACGUCAACUUCGUAGUAGAUGGCGACCUGCCAGUGACACUCAGUGACAUACGGCGCGAAACGGCUCGCGACCCCCACCUAGCUAUAGUUAUACGGUAUGUAAUGAACGGCUGGCCUAGGAAAAUAACUGACGUGAAUUUAAAAUCCUUCUUUAAUUGUCGGUCACAGUUGUCAUACGAAAAUGGUAUUCUAAUGCGUGGACACAAAGUCGUUAUUCCUGUAAACUUACAAAACACUAUUUGUAAAGAACUACAUAGUUCACAUUUCGGGGUAGUGAAAAUGAAGGCGGAGGCCCGCAAGCGGCUGUGGUUCCCGGGCGUGGACGCGGCGCUGGAGGCGCUGGCGGCGGCGUGCGCCGUCUGCUGCGCGCUGCGGCCCGCGCCGCCGCACGCCGCGCUUGCACCUUGGCCGCUGCCGCCGCACCCAUUUCACCGAAUUCAUGUAGAUUUCUUGGGCCCGUUUCAUAAUCGUAUGUUUUUAAUCAUUGUAGAUGCAUAUAGUAAAUGGGUAGAAUGUUACGACAUGUCUUCGUCAUACACUUCAAAGGCAGUUAUAAAUAAAUUGUAUGAGUUGAUGUCACGUUUUGGGGUGCCGCAUACCCUGGUAAGUGACAACUUUUCUUCUUUCACUUCGAUAGAAUUUAAUGAUUUUUGUAAACGUAACGGUAUUGAACAUGUUUUAUCCCCAGUAUAUCACCCAGCCAGCAAUGGCCAAGCCGAGAGUUAUGUAAAAAUUGUAAAAAAGGGACUAAAAGGUAUUAUUUUAGACGGACUUAACAAAAAGUCUCUUCACGAAAACAUUAAUAAAUUUUUAUUUGAUUACCGGAAUUCAAAACAUAGCACCACUGAUCAGUCGCCUGCGGAAUUGGUAUACGGGCGCGCGUUACGCUCGAGGCUGGACUUAUUAAACCCCAUCACGCCGUCACCGUCGUCCACGGACCUUACUCAUACUGUCCAACGUAAACAGUCCUCACAAGCUAAACAUUACAAAGGAGUACAACGUACAGAGUUUAAGGAAAAUGAUAACGUAUGGGUAACUAAAAACAAGGAUACUAAAAAAUUCUAUUGGAUCGAAGGAAUUAUUAAAAAGAAAAUCGGACAUGUUAUGUAUGUGGUAUAUGUGCCAAACUUGGACAGUGAAAUCACCAGACAUAUAGAUCAGAUAAGACCACGAAAAUCUUCGGCGGCAAGCGACGACCAGUCCUGGGACCCGGACGUGAUACCAGACGUAUCACCACCGGCUGCAGCCCACCGCGAGGCUGUCUCACAACCAGAAGGGGAGGGAGACUCGGCACGGGAGCCCGGGCAAGAAGAGUCACCGCCGCACGCUGUCAACGUUGCGCACAGGCGACGGGCAAUAAGUCCGAUUUUCUCGACACCGCCAUCGGAUCCGCAUCACGACAGUGAUAUAUCGAUAUAGUUAGAUAAUAAGAUGUAGGUUUAAUCGUGUUUCUUAGCCUAAGGGGAAGGGAUGUUGUAUAUGUGGAUAUGUAGCGAAUAUAGGUGCGGGCUGCGUCCCGCGUACUCGCCUAUUGUUUGCAUUGUACCUACAUUAAAACAGUGUGCAACUA